ACGAGUUUAACAUCGAGCAGUGCGCAUCGAUCCGUUCUACUGAGUGAUCUUUGGACGCGACAUCGAUUUAGUUUCACGUUGGCACAACGAAAUAAAAGCCAGGAAACAUGAACGCCAAGUUGAUCGCGAUCUGCACGAUAAUCGUUCUAAUUGUUUACGUUGAUACCAGCAAUGGGAAGAGAGGAAGAAGCGGAGGUUCAUCGGGAUUGUAUUCGUCCCGCUCGAGAGGCAGUAGUUCGAGUUCAAAUUUCAAGAAAACAGGACAUACAGGAGGUUCACAGCCGGGUAAGAUAGGAUGGAAUGUGCCAGAGAAGAAGCCUACUGCAACUAACGCAGGACCGAAACCGUCCGCUCCUGUUAACGAACACGCGGCUAAAUCCAGCGCGUCGAACGUUCAAUCUGGAUACAAUCCUUCAGGUGGAUAUCCUCGUCAGCAAGCUAAUAAUCCGUAUCAGAGUUCCAACCCUUCGCCUGGUCAAGGCUAUAAUCCUUCACCGGGACAUCCUUACGGCGCUCCACCACCGUAUAGUCCACCGGGUAGUUACAAUCCGGGAGUGGGAGGACACGCUCCUUAUGGAGCACCGCCAGCUUACGGAGCUCCGCCAGUUCACGGAGCUCCGCCAGCGUAUGGAGCACCGAGCUUCGGGCAACCAUCGUACGGACACUCUUAUAGCCCCUCCAUGGGACAGAUGCCACAGCAAACUGUUUUAUUGCAACAAUCGAAGCCUGGCAUUGGACAACUAGCGAAAGAAGCGUUCGUUUUCGCUGGCGUGAGCGCCGGAGUAAAUGCGGCUGUGAACAGAUUGAUACCGGGAGGAAUUUAUGGCACUAGAGGCACCGGCGGCGGCGGCAGCGCCAGCGCAGUUCCUUCUCACACCGAAAUUACAUAUAAUAAUUACUACAAUAAUGGAACUGCUGUUGUACCUGCUCCAAACACCGAGCAGGCUGCAGCGGCCUCAGCUGCCCAACCUGCUCCGGCGGUCCCGGCGGCCCCGGCGGCUGCGGCUCCACCAGCAGGUCAGACCGAAACGUCGCAGGCCAACGCUGGUACCAAUAGUGCACCACCGAGCAACUCGAACUCUCAAGAUCAAUCGGGACAGAACAAUCCUAAUCCAUUGGGAUUCGUUACCUCAAACGAUGAUCUCAAAAAGUUGACAGAAAGUUUAUACGAGAAGGAAACGAACAGCGCUCUUAAAUAUAUAACGAUAAAUUUGCAAGGCCAGAAGAAGGAUGACAGCACUAAUGACGAUGCUGCUGAACCACUGUUAACUGUGAAGGACGAAGCUUAUGAGAUCCCAACAGUAAAAGCUGUACUUGCGUUGCAUGAUAAUUACGAGCUAGACGUGAAAACGAAAGAAGUCGUUACAUCCGAAGAACGUAGAGAGGAAUCGGAACUGAUCGACAAGAUCCUCGAAACCGAAGUGAUGAAGUCGACUAUGAAAUUCUUAGCCAACAAGGGAUACAUUCCGGACGACGAGUACGAAUUUAAAGAUUCGCUGAAACGAAUUUGGUUCUCUCAGUUCAAACGUAUCGAUGGAGACGCGUCCAGUUCCGGAUUCGAGACUGUGUUCCUGGCUGAGAAAUUCGAUUCGGAUAUCAUUGGACUGCACAAUUGGAUCUAUUACGCGAAGCAAGAAUCCGCGAAGAAUCUAAAUUAUCUCGGCUAUAUCAAGGAUCUCAAGUUGGGCGAUAAAGGAGCAGUUCUCAAAAUACGUUCAUCGCUGAAUGACAUAGUGCAGCCGGUUUCAACUCUGUUCGUCGGCACGUCGCCAGAAUUGGAAUUCGCUUUAUACACGAUGUGUUUCUUUACCCGGCCUAACAACCUCUGCCCAGUUUCUUUAGCAGGGCAUGAGUUCUCGAUUAUCGUCAGCCGAAUCAAUUACUUUGGAAAAGAUAUUCUAAUCUCGGGAUAUCCCGACAUCUAAAUGCGUCGGCAAUCGUUAAAUUAGAUAGAAACAUGCAUGUAAGAUUAUAUACUUUUUUAAACAGUACAGAUAGAUUCUUUUAAAUAUGAAGUUAAAUAUUAUUACAUACCGGGACCGUUUUCUUGCGUCGUGUCUCCAAAUCUAUUAGAUCCAAUAGAGGUAUUAUAGAUGGACGUCCGUGCGCGCAUUGUGUAGGAUUCUUCGUCCCGCUUAAUAAUUUCAAAAGCCAUUUGGAUUUUCUCAACGUCAGCGGAGCUCCAAAUUUGAUAGACCCUGAAAUACUCUUUAAAUUAGAUGAUAGCGAGUAUACGUUAUAUAAAAACCAAUGAGAUUGUUACUCUAUUAUUGUUUGCCUCUGAAAUAUAUAUAUCCAUGACUAUUUUUAUUUUA
Messenger RNA from Ceratina calcarata, 2315 nucleotides. Its product is annotated as poly(U)-specific endoribonuclease homolog. Lineage: Eukaryota; Metazoa; Arthropoda; Insecta; Hymenoptera; Apidae. The transcript has 6 exons. Gene Ontology annotation, molecular function: RNA endonuclease activity. The record is from RefSeq and is a predicted model, not a curated record. The coding region runs from base 108 to 1925 and encodes 605 amino acids.